UUUCUUCCAGGAUAACCUUGUUCGUGGCUUGAUUAAUGCGUCCUUCACAAAGACGAAUCUGCCUCAUUCCAGCCCAGCUGAAGCACCCCCAGAUCAUCACCGAUCCUCCACCUGGUCGUGGAAUGGUUAGACGGAGACCUGGAGAGGCCUACAAGCCACAGUGUCUCACACCCACUGUGAAAUUUGGUGGAGGAUCAAGGUUAUCCUGGAAGAAAACUUGCUUCCUUCUGCUCUGACAGUGUUCCCCAACUCUGAGGAUUGGUUUUACCAGCAGGAAAUGCUCCAUGCCACACAGUCAGGUCAAUCAAGGUGUGGAUGGAGGACUACUGGAUCAAAACCUGAACCCCAUUGAAAACCUCUGGAAUGUGAUCAAGGGGAAGAUGGAUGGCAACAACCCAUCAAACAAAGCCGAGCUGUUUGAAUUUUUGUGCCAGGAUUGGCAUAAAGUCACCCAACAGCAAUGUGAAAGACUGGUGAAAAUCAGGGUUAUUCCACCAAAUAUUGAUUUCUGACCUCUUCCUAAGAUAAAACAUUAGUAUUGUGUUGUUUAAAAUGAAUAUGAGCUUGUUUUCUUUGCAUUAUUUUAGGUUUUCAGUUUGAUUGAGAAGGGCCAAUGGGGGGAAUUUGGCAAAGACACCAGGGUUAUACCCCUACUCUUUACGAGAAGUGCCCUUGGAUUUUUAAUGACCACAGAGAGUCAGGACCUCGGUUUAACAUCUCAUCCGAAGGAUGGUGCCUUGUUAAAGUAUAGUGUCCCCAUCACUAAACUGGGGCAUUAGGACCCACACAGACUGCAGGUUUAAAUUAGGACAUGGUUAAUUUGCUGCAUGCACAUUCACAACACACUCACGUUGUUGACAGUACAUCAGCCUGAACUCUGACAUUAAGAGAACAACAAGCUGCACUGUGUCUCACAUGAACAGAUGUUGUUUAGAUCUGCAGUUGUCCUGGAGGCGCGCCCUGAACACAUGGAGUGAAGAAUAUUUGAGCAGUUUUUAAAGACAUAAGGCAAUCCCAGAUGUUUCUUUCUUCAGCCACACACAAAUUAAGAUUUUUAGAAGAAUAUCUCAGCACUGUAGGUUCAUACAAUGCAAGUGGAUGGUUACCAAAACUUUGAAGCUCAAAAAAGCACAUAAAGGCAGCAUAAAGUUUCUGGACAUCCGAAAGUUUGAAAGUGCCCCAGAAUUAUGCACAAAAAAUAAAAAUAAAAAAUUAAAAUGACCCCUGACUCCCUAACUUCGGUCCCCCCAGUGAAUCUUGUCCAUUUCCACUACUGCUGAAGAAAACCAAAUGGAGAACGAGGGAAGCCACGACACUCGUUCAUCUCCUCCUUUACCUCCACCAGACAUACACAUAUCUCCUGCAGAUGUGUGUGUGUGCUCUGAGGAGACCCAAGAGAAGACUUCGGUCCAGUCAGAUGGGGUUCAAAUUAAGGUGGACACUGCUCAGCUAGAUGGCACCACCAACACCCCCAAAUUUUCCCCUGCUCCCUCCAACACUAAACUGUGUGGCUACCUCAGCAAGCAGGGAGGACCUCUCAAAGCCUGGAAGUCCCGCUGGUUCACUUACGAGGAGAAGAGCUGUCAGCUGUUUUACUACCGCAUGGCACAGGAUAUCAAUCCACUGGGUAAGGUAGAUCUGUCUCGGGCCACGUUCAGUUACCCACUGCAGGGAGAGGAGGGGACCUUCCAUAUUAUAACACCAGAGCGCACUGUCAUUCUCAAGGCCGCUAACCGUGAUGCCCAGAUGUACUGGCUGCAGCAGCUGCAGUUGAAACGGGUGUUAUACAGGGAGCAGCAUGCUGGACAUCAAUCCCUGCCAAGAGCAGAAAACCAAACACUAGACAGCACACCAUCAGCAAACAACAGCACUGCUGAUUUCUUGCCCAUGGUGAAGACUCCCUCUGGCCUGGUGGGUGAGGAAGCUGCAAGUCUACCUGCACCAGGAGUAAACAACCCUCUCAACAUGUCAAUCAAACACCCGCUGAUUGAGUUGCAGAAUACAAUGUAUAGUCUGCUUCGCCGACAGUCACGGGAAUUUCGUCAGAGUGUUUUCCAUGUGGAUGCUGAUCAUGACCCAAGUGACACCCAAAAAGCACUUUCAUCUAAGACAUCAACUUUGCCUGUCCCCACACCUGGCUCCUCUCAAACACCAGAAUCCUCUAACGGCAGGUGUGAGAGCCUGCACGAAAUCCACCAUGAUCACCGUCUCUACAGCAUGCCACAAAACAGGAAGUGUUGCACAGAAAAAUCCAAACCUCUGGAACUUAAGGAUGCUAAUGCUCUUGAACACACAUCUCGCCUUCAUCAGGAGAAACUCUCACUGGCUGAUGAGGUCAAAGCACAGAAGGAGUUGGUGUUGCUGUUACAUAAGGUGCUGGAAGCUGCCCAGCUGGAGAAGCACACCUGUGCUCAGUUUCUAGCAGCUGAGGGUGAGCAGGAGUGGCUGGAGCUCCUCAGACACGGCGAGCGGCACGUGGCCGAGCUACAAGACCGCGUGGACUCCCUGCAGCUGGAGAACGAGACUCUACAGAGGGACCUGAGUCAGCGGGAUGCCCAUGUUGCUGAGCUCCAGGACAGAGUGCAGCUCCUGAUGCAGAAGAACCAGGCCAAGCAGGAAGUCAUACUGAAGAUAUCUGAGAAGCUGGAAGCCUGUGGCGCCAACCAGCAAUGCACUGAUGGUGUGAAGUCAGAGACAUUUAAACAGUUGACUUUGGAGAAUGAGAAUUUGAAAGAUGAUUUGAAGGCAUAUAAACUUCAGAACAAGUUCCUGAACUCAGAGAUCUACCAGCUGACAACACUCUGGAGGAAAAGCUCAGAGCAGGAGAAAAGUCUGAUACUAAAGUGUGCUGUCCUGGAGGCAAAUAAAUGUCAGAUGGAGAGCAGGUAUCUGGGAAUCCUCCAGAAGCUCCUGGAGAGUGAGAAACUGAAUCCGGAGCAGAGAGAGGCAAUUAAGUCAGUGAUUAAGGAUGUGGCUCAGACAGAUCUGAACACUGCCAUCAAACCAGACCCCAUCAGUGAUUAUGAUGAGUAUGGCUUUAAAAUUGCCAUAGACUACAAAGCUGAGGACCUGAAGCUCCUUGCUAAGAUCCAGGCCCUGGAGGUCCGAUCUCAAAACCUGCUGAACCAGGAGGAAUGUGACGGGCCCUUGUUGGCUCGCUGCACUCAGCUCCUGUUUGGACGUCCUGAAGGGAAGCUUUCCUUAUCACCAGAACUGAAGAGUGUCCUCCGGACCGGCUUACCACGCGAGUACCGCGCCAAGGUGUGGCGUUUUUUGAUACACACUAGAACCAGACUGUUUAGAGAGGGUUGUCCUGACCACUAUCGGGAACUGUGUGAGAAGAGCAGAACCUCACCUCACCUGGUGCCCAGACAGAUUAAGCUGGACCUGGAUCGCACGCUGUCCACCAAUCAACACUUCUCUCCUUCAAGCCCUUUGAUUCCACAGCUGGAGAGAGUGCUGCAGGCCUUCUCAUGGCAAAAUCCCACUGUGGGAUACGUCCAAGGACUCAACAGACUGGCAGCCAUUGCUUUGCUGGUGCUGCAGAAAGAAGAAGACGCCUUCUGGUGUCUGGUAGUGAUUGUGGAGUACAUCAUGCCUCAAGAUUACUACACUAAAGACCUGGUGGGCUGUCAGGCAGAUCAGCAUGUGUUAAAGGACCUCAUGUGGGAAAAGCUGCCUCGACUAAUGGCCCAUCUGGAAGCACAAAGAGUAGACGUGUCACUCAUUACUGUUGAAUGGUUCCUGGUGUUAUUUGUGGAGAAUUUGCCCAGCCGCAUAUUGUUUAAAGUGUGGGACGCCUUCCUCUAUGAGGGCAUCAAGGUGAUAUUCCGGUAUGCACUGGCUCUGUUCAAAUACAGAGAGGAGGACAUCUUAAAGAUCCAUGAUAGUGUCGAGAUAUACCAGUACCUCCGUUUCUUCCCAAAUACCAUUGCAGAUGGAAGGAAGCUUACGAGCAUUGCCUUCAGUGACAUGAACCCACUGCCCAUGAAGCUGCUGCGGAACCGUUGCUCUGUGCAUCUGGAGCACCUCCAUGCAGAGAUGAAAGAGCUGGAGAACUUACAGAAAGCAUACAAAGCUGAACAUGUCCAGUGCAAAAAUAAAGAGCUGGAUACACUGGCUAGUGAAGAUGACGAAGACGUAUAAAACGGCAAACAUAAGCUCUUUAUGCAGCUAAAGCCUUGAAUGCUGAAUGAGAAACACUAAUUAAAGAGAUAGUUCACCCAAAAAUGAAAAUUCUGUUACACUCACACUCCUGUUGUUCCAAACCCAUAUGACUUUCUUUCUAGAUGACACAAUUUUCAUUUUUGGGUGAACCAUUUCUUAAAAACAAUGCACAAAUGAAUUGACAGGAAGGAUCAAUUUUAAAACUUUAUCAGUAGGGGGCAGAAAAAAGCUGCACUGUUCAGUAUUGGGCAUUUUGAGGCCCUACCAAUUUGCACGCACCUCUCAGCAUAUAGUUUGAAGAUGUUGUACUGCACUGCUACUGUAUAUAAGACACGUCAAGUCUGGGAAUCAAGCAUGCUUAUUAUUAUUUAAAGAAAAUCACAUUCAUUUGAUAAAAAUAAACAAUGAGUACCUUUUUUAUAUUUUGAGCAAAGCCUGUUUGAAAAGCUGACACACCUGAAGAAACUGUCAUUACCCCCCCCCCCCCCCCCCCCCACACACACACACACACAUUUUAUUACUUGACAAACAGGAUACAUAUGAAAUCAUAUAUAUAAAAAUCAAACAAAUCAACCAAAACUUAGUUCAGUGUUACAAACAACUUUACUGCAGGUAUAAGAGCUAAUAGCUAAUAUCACACCAGAGGAGUAAACUGAUGUAUUGCCUAUCAAUGACUCUAUCUGAUGACAGAAACAGCCCAUUCCCCUGUGUGACGAGAAGCACUGUUCCCCAAAAUGAACAGGAGAAAUAGACUCACAAUCUCAUCUGGUAAAAAGAAAAACAGUGGCUUGUCACAUAAUAAAGCUAUUAUUCUAUCCGUGUUAAGUCACAUAUAUUCUAAUACCAAACAGUUCACGUUCCUACAAAAUGGCUCAAUGUUUUAGAGAGUUAGAAAAGUCCCAGGUCAGGAGCAUGCAAGUCAUCGAUGUAUGUGUGUGCACAGUGGUUUAUGAGUUUUGCUAGUUUGGCUCUGUCUCUUUCUAAUACGCCUAUAGCUUUAUGUCACAGGUGUUACUGAAACACUUUUAGUGAUUUAUAAAGGAAUGGGAGAAAAAAGGCUGUGACAAAACCAGCCAACCAGUUUUCAACCAGGUAGUACAAUAAAGUUUGUGCACUAUUUAAAUUUGGCAAUAAAAAGUGUAGUUGUGAGCCAAAGCAAAUAUCUGAGGACAACAAGAUCCUGUCCCAGCUAUUACAACACUGGUGUCUACAGUAAUGUAAUUUUCUCAAGCAGUAGUUGCCCUUUUGUUCUGACCCUAAAUUGUUAAUUGUUUUGAGUCGCAAAACACUGAUCUUAGUUCAGCAUGAAAGGGUGAAUCUCAGGAAACCUAUCAAGAACAUGUCUGGGUCCCAUUUCAUCCCAAAAUCAAAAGAAAUACAGAAAUUAGAAUUUAAUUUUGCAUUAAAAUAUUAAGCAUAUUUUAGGACCAAGGAUAUUUUGCAUUGUGCAUUAUUAUUUACAAUACAUGGCAAUUAAGCCCAUAUCCGUAAUGAAAAAAACCCCCCAAAAAACCAAAAAAAAACAUAUUCAUUACUGUAAUGUGAAAAAAAGACUAAUUAAACUAAUUGUACCGAUUCUAAUUGUAUACCACAUGAUAAUAUUUACUGUACUACAUUUAAAUCAUUUCUGUUAUAUAUAUAUAUAUAUAUAUAUAUAUAUAU
Molecule: messenger RNA, 5829 nt
Organism: Myxocyprinus asiaticus (Chinese sucker)
Lineage: Eukaryota; Metazoa; Chordata; Actinopteri; Cypriniformes; Catostomidae
Product: TBC1 domain family member 2A-like
Exons: 18
Coding region: 1291-4146 (951 amino acids)
Source: RefSeq, a predicted model, not a curated record